CUGGUUACCACCCGCCGUAAAACCAAAGAAGAAGAAGAAGAAGAAGACGAAGAAGAAGAAGGUUAACGUUAACGUUACCAAGGGCGAAACAUGGCGAUGCCGGCUAAGAAGGUUUUCGAGGCCUUCGUGUCUAAAAUCCCAUGGACUAUAGCUGGCAAGGAGAUGAGGGACUACUUUGGACAGUUUGGGACAGUGAAGAAGUGUCUUCUUCCCUUUAAUAAAGACACAGGCUUCCAUAAAGGCUUCUGUUGGAUCACAUUCACAUCAGAGGAAGGCCUGAGAAAUGCACUUCAGAAAGACCCGCACAUCCUGGAGGGAGCAAAGUUCCAGGUCCAGAGGAACAGACAUCCAUUUGAAAGGCCGAGUUCAAACAAAGACAGUGAAUAUGACUGAAGCUCUGCUGCUGUGUGGAGGAGAUGGCCAAAGAUGUCUUUCUUCUCCGGUUCACUAAGACUGUUUGUUUUUGCUGCCCAGCUGCUUGAUAUACCAGGGUUGGUGUAUAAUGUUCCAGUCUAAAAAAGGACCAGAGUGUCUUGUACACAUUCAGUCACCAUUAUUACCAUUGUUUUAGUGAGCUGUAGUAAUGUCUUUAUUAAUAGUCGUGUUGUACUUCCUGUAAACAUCCUGUCACACUGUCCCGCACCAUCAACAUAUAUAUAGCAGGGUAAUGCUAACAUGUAAGGUUUAUCAUCAUUCACUCAUUUCCAGUGUAUGGCAAUAAAAAGUGUUUAAAGCCAUUGCGUCUUACGUUGUUAGAUAAACGCUUUUUAUUUUGUA
Molecule: messenger RNA, 777 nt
Organism: Cottoperca gobio
Lineage: Eukaryota; Metazoa; Chordata; Actinopteri; Perciformes; Bovichtidae
Gene: slirp
Product: SRA stem-loop interacting RNA binding protein
Exons: 4
Coding region: 91-393 (100 amino acids)
Molecular function (GO): RNA binding
Source: RefSeq, a predicted model, not a curated record